GGCUGUGAAAUGUGCACACAGGAGGGUUUCCAGGCACAGAGGAGCCAGCUGGUGGGGCUGCUUGUCUCGAGGUCCCUGGAGGGCUUUGAAGGUGUCCUGGACUGGCUGCUCUCCUGGGAAGUCCUCUCCUGGGAGGACUAUGAGAGCCUCAGCAUUGUGGGCCAGCCACUCUCCCACUUGGCCAGGCGCCUCCUGGACACAAUGUGGAGUAAGGGGGCUUGGGGCUGUGAGAAGCUUAUUGCAGCGAUUCACGAAGCCCAGGCUGACAGUCAGCCCCUGAUGUUGCAUGAACUCUCGGACCCCCAUUCGCCCUGCCCAGUCCACAAGCUGCAAAUUCAUCGUCCCCAAAUCGUCCGAAGACUCUACAGCCACGUGGAAGGUGUGCUGGAUCUCGUGCAAGAGCAGGGCUUCAUGAGCCAGUAUGAAUGUGAUGGAAUCAGGCUUCCCAUCUUCACGUCAGCCCAACGGGCGAGAAGGCUGCUGGACCUUGCCACACUGAAGGCCAAUGGAUUAGCUGCUUUCCUUCUGCAGUGUGUUCAGCAGUUACCAGUCCCAGCAGCCCUACCUUUAAAAGAUGUCGCUUAUAAGAAGUACAUGUCCAAGCUAAAGGCCACGCUGUCUGCUCAGUCUCGAUUCCUGAGUUCCUAUGACGGGGAAGAGAACCUUUGCCUCGAGGACAUAUACACAGAGAACAUCUUGGAGGUGCAGAUGAACGUGGGCCCUGGCGGCCCCAGGCAGCAGAGCCCAGCCACGGUGAGCUUGGAAGAGCUCUUUCACCCCCAGGGUCGCCUCAACGAGGAUGCUGACACGGUGCUGGUGGUGGGAGAGGCGGGCAGUGGCAAGACCACCCUGCUACAGCAGCUGCAAUUCCUGUGGGCGACCGGCCAGGACUUCCAGGAGUUUCUGUUUGUCUUUCCGUUCAGCUGCCGGCAGCUGCAGUGUGUGACCAAACCGCUGUCCGUGCACACGCUGCUCUUUGAACACUGCUGCUGGCCGGAUGUCGGGCCCCAGGAUGUCUUCCAGUUCCUCCUGGACCACCCCGACCGCGUUCUGCUCACCUUCGAUGGCUUUGAUGAGUUCAGGUUCAGGUUCAGCGAUCGAGAGCGUCAUUGCUCCCCGACCCACUGCAUGCCCGUCCAGAACCUGCUCUUCAAUCUUCUGCAGGGCAACCUGCUGAAGAACGCCCGCAAGGUGCUGACCAGCCGUCCCGAUGCGGUGACAGCCUCCCUCAGGAAGUACGUCUGCAAGGAGCUCAGCCUCAAGGGCUUCUCGGAGGAGGGCAUUGAACUGUACAUGCGAAAGCAUCACCACAAGCCUGGGGUGGCGGACCGCCUGGUGCACCUUCUCAGAGCAUCUUCGGCCUUGCAUGGCUUGUGCCAUCUCCCUGUCUUCUCGUGGAUCGUCUCCAAGUGUCACCAGGAGCUGUUGCUGCAGGGCGGAGGCUCCCUGAAGACCAGCACAGACAUGUACCUGCUGAUCCUGCGUCACUUCCUGCUGCAUGCCUACCCCCCAGACACAGCCCAUCAAGGCCCAGGCCCCAGCCCGCUUCGUGGAAGGCUUCCCAUGCUCAUGCACCUCGGUCGCUUGGCUCUCUGGGGCUUGGGGAGGUGUUCCUAUGUGUUCUCAGCCAGGCAGCUCCAGGCGGCCCAAGUGGACGCUGAAGACAUUUCUCUGGGCUUCCUGGUUCCUGCCAAAACUGUGGUGCCAGGGAGCUCAGCCCCUCUGGAGUUCCUACACAUUACUUUCCAGUGCUUUUUUGCUGCAUUCUACCUAGUGCUAAGCGCUGACCUCACAUCCAGCUCUCUCAGAUAUCUCUUCAACUGCCCAAGGCUGGGCGGCUCCCCACUGGCCAGGCUACUGCUUCCUCUUUGCAUUCAGGGCUCCGGCCGUGAGGAGGACAGCAUCAGGACUUUGCUGCAGAAGGCUGAGCCCCACAACCUCCAGAUCACAGCAGCCUUCCUGGCAGGACUGUUAUCCCAGGAGCACCGGCACCUGCUGGCUGAGUGCCAGGCGUCUGAGAAGGCCUUGCUCCGGCGUCAGACCUGUGCCCGCUCGUGUCUGGCCCGCAGCCUACGCACACACUUCCGCUCCAUCCCACCUGCAGUGCCAGGUGAGACCAAGAGCAUGCAUGCCCUGCCAGGCUUCCUGGGGCUCGUCCGGAGCCUGUACGAGAUGCAGGAGGAGCGGCUGGCUCAGGACGCUGUGCGGGGGCUGGACGUUGGGCACCUGAAGCUGACCUUUUGCAGUGUGGGCCCCAGUGAGUGCGCAGCGCUGGCCUUUGUGCUGCGGCACCUCCGGCAGCCCGUGGCCCUGCAACUGGACUACAACUCUGUGGGGGACGUUGGCGUGGAACAGCUGCUGCCUUGCCUUGGGGUCUGCAAAGCCCUCUACCUGCGAGAUAACAACAUCUCAGAUCGAGGCAUCUGCAAGCUCGUGGAACACGCUCUUCACUGUGAGCAGCUACAGAAAUUAGCUCUGUUUAACAACAAAUUGACGGACGGUUGUGCACACUCCAUGGCCAAGCUCCUUGGAUGCAAGCGGAACUUUUUGGCAUUGAGGCUGGGGAAUAACCACAUUACCGCUGCUGGGGCCAAAGUGCUGGCCCAGGGGCUCCAAGACAACACCUCGCUCCAGUUUCUGGGGUUCUGGGGCAACAAAGUGGGUGAUACCGGGGCCCAAGCCUUGGCUGAAGCCUUAAGUGACCACCAGAGUUUGAAGUGGCUCAGCUUAGUGGGAAACAACAUUGGCAGUGCUGGUGCUCAAGCCUUAGCCGUGAUGCUGGAAAAGAACACGGUGCUGGAAGAACUCUGCCUGGAGGACAACAAUGUCUAUGAUGAAGGUGUGAACUAUCUUGCUGAAGGACUGAAGAAAAAUUCAAGUCUGAAAGUCUUGAAGCUGUCCAACAACUGUAUCACCUGUGUCGGAGCGGAAGCCCUACUCCAAGCCCUGGAAACGAACGACACCAUCCUGGAAGUCUGGCUCCGAGGGAACAGUUUUUCUCCAGAGGAAGUUGAGACGCUCACCCACAAGAACACCAGACUCCUGCUUUGA
Messenger RNA from Elephantulus edwardii (Cape elephant shrew), 3051 nucleotides. RefSeq names its product nucleotide-binding oligomerization domain containing 2 (gene NOD2). Lineage: Eukaryota; Metazoa; Chordata; Mammalia; Macroscelidea; Macroscelididae. The transcript is spliced from 11 exons. Gene Ontology annotation, biological process: regulation of apoptotic process. Gene Ontology annotation, molecular function: protein binding. The coding region runs from base 10 to 3051 and encodes 1013 amino acids. The record is from RefSeq and is a predicted model, not a curated record.